Messenger RNA from Salvia miltiorrhiza (redroot sage), 759 nucleotides. RefSeq names its product cytochrome B5. Bases 183 to 596 code for a protein of 137 amino acids. The record is from RefSeq and is a predicted model, not a curated record. The transcript is spliced from 3 exons. Gene Ontology annotation, molecular function: heme binding. Gene Ontology annotation, cellular component: intracellular membrane-bounded organelle; membrane. Lineage: Eukaryota; Viridiplantae; Streptophyta; Magnoliopsida; Lamiales; Lamiaceae.
UUAAUUAAAGAGGCCCAACUUUUUUUAUAAAUAGACUAGAAGACGGCCGGGUGGACCAGUCGAAUAAAUUAAUCCACACAAGUAAUAAUAAUAAGAGUGUGAUUUGGGAGAAUUAGUUAAUUAUUGCAUCUCUUCUCUGCUCUUCUCUUCUCUUCUCUCGAGCUUUGGUUUAAUUUGCAGAAAUGGCAAAGGCGGAGAAGGUGUUGGGAUUUGAGGAGAUGGCCAAACACAAUAAGAAAGGAGAUUGCUGGCUUCUCAUCCAUGGCAAGGUUUAUGAUGUGACGCAGUUUCUCCACGAACAUCCCGGGGGAGACGAAGUCAUGCUAAACGUAUCAGGGAAAGAUGCAUCUCUAGAUUUUGAUGAUAUUGGGCACACCACUUAUGCACAAGGGCUUAUGGAGGAUUUCUUGAUCGGGAAGAUCGACGUGACCACGCUUCCUAAAGUGGAAAAAAACACCAUCCAUGAUAAUGCUUCUUCUUCUUCUUCUUCGAGCAAGCAAUCCGACGUCGUUUCAUCACAGCUCUUGAUCUAUCUCCUCCCCCUCUUGAUACUUGCGGUAGCAUUUCUUCUUCGUUAUUACUAUAACAAGGAGUAGAGGCUUCUUCUCAUUCAAGUGUUUGUGUUUGGUAUGUCUUUGAAAUAAUAGGCACCAAUAUUGGCCAUGCAUUCAUACGUUUUUGUUGUUGUAAUAACAAGACUCGUGUGUCUGUCUCUUUUGUAAGAUUGAGUUAAUUAGGGCGAUUUGUUAAUGUUGGCAA